AUGCGGGAACUAUUAUGCGUUGUAUUUGUUGUUCUUAAUUACAUUUCAUGCAUACAUGCAAAGACAGUAUAUGAUUGUAACUUUGACGACGCAACUUCUGCUAACAACUGUUUCACAUCAACAAUAAAUGUUGCUGCAAAUAUAGGAAAUCCGAAUGCCGUAGUGCCUAAUGGACCUUUAUCAGAUGUGACCUCUAGUUUGAAGCCUACAGAUAGCGGUGAAGCAUGCAAAUUACCUUAUAAAGUCGGCUCAUUUAGUUGGCAGAUGUAUUUUUGUAACAGAGGAUAUUGCCCAACAGAAAAUAAUUCAAAUAGUACAUGUAAACCAGGAAAAUUUAGCUCAGUAUCAUUAAAUGAUAAUAUCAAAAAAUCCUUUCAACUUAAAACGGAAUCUGGCGGAAUUGAUAGUUUAGAUCAGCAAUGUCUUAUUUAUUACUAUUACAUGUCUAGUAUGGCAGGCACGAAAAUUAUCACCGUAACUAAGGAGGAAACAAGUGGAACAAAAGAAAUCAUUGACUCUGUCACAAGUAGUCCAUUCAACGGAUGGAUACAGCGUAAAAUACUCUUCAAAGCUGAAACACGUGGCUAUAAACUCUAUUUUGAAGCACAGAGAACAUCUGGUUUUCAAGUACCGACUGUGGGAUUUGAUGAGAUUUCAAUACGCGAAGGCAGUUGCGAUGAUCAACAUAUAACUUCUGACCCAACAGCGGUAACAUCAGUGCCAAUCCAAAUAACUACGACAACCAUACCAGCUGAGACUUCAACAGUGACUACUACUACCACCACUACAACGCAUGAACCAGUUGACACAUCAGUGACAACAACAUCGACAACAACUACUGCUACAACGCCUGAGACAGCUGAGACAGCAGUAACAGUAACUACUGCUACCACUACAACUUAUGAACCAGUUGAGACAUCAACUACCACAACUACAACGCCUGAACCAGUUGAGACAUCAGUAACAUCAAUAUGCACAACAACUACUUCUACAACGCCUACAACGCCUGAGCCAGCUGAGACAACAAUAGCAGCAAUUACUGCUACCACUACAACUUAUGAACAAGUUGAGACAUCAACAUCAACUACCACCACUACUACUACAACGAGCGAGUCAGUUGAGACAACGACAGAACUGGUACAGACUACGUCAACUACUCAAUUAACAAGUACAACAACUACCACAACUAUGACGUCCAUGAUUGAGAUUUUAACAGCUCAAUCCGCUUCAUCCACUACAACAACAAUCAGCCUUACAUCAUAUGAAACUACUUCUUUAUCAGCGGCAUCGAUUUCAAUGGAAACUACUAGCACCAUUACUAUUCCAUUUACACAAACCAUUACAACGUCUCCUAUUAUUCCUAUAACUAGCAAAUCGACAAUAACAACUACCGCAAUGUCACAAACCACCACAGUAGAGAUCGUUGAAAAUGUUGUCAUUGAUUCGUACAAAAAAAUACUUCCUCGAGAAAAAAGUCACAUAAUCGUUAUGGCCGUAUUGAUUCCUAUUGUUUGGAUAGGAUUCAUUGUUGCUCUUCUUUGGAUGAAGAGGUCAAGUGGUGUAAUUAACGGUAUACUGCACCCAUUUACGAACUGGAGUCAUAGUGGUGAAAGUAAUGAGGGUAGCUAUGAACUUAGUAGUGUAUCGAAUGCUUAA
Molecule: messenger RNA, 1656 nt
Organism: Rotaria socialis
Lineage: Eukaryota; Metazoa; Rotifera; Eurotatoria; Philodinida; Philodinidae
Source: the annotation of a GenBank genome assembly